This is a messenger RNA of Heterobasidion irregulare TC 32-1, 771 nucleotides long. RefSeq lists its product as uncharacterized. Lineage: Eukaryota; Fungi; Basidiomycota; Agaricomycetes; Russulales; Bondarzewiaceae. The transcript is spliced from 4 exons. The record is from RefSeq and is a predicted model, not a curated record. The coding region runs from base 1 to 771 and encodes 256 amino acids.
AUGCACCAUAGCAUGAAGGCUCUGAUGACAGAAAAUCGCCGGGCCCUAGCAAAUCACCAGCUGGAAUUACACCUCCUAUUGGAGUCACGCCAAAUAUUGGAGCUACAAGUCCCUUGGGACUAUGAGCAGAAACUGGAACUCAACAUUCAGGCCAUAGAAUGGCUAAAUCAGUAUCAGUUUAACCAGGAACUGCACAACCGUCAAUACUGGCUAGUGGACAGUAUGUCAACCGAGAGCUCCUUCCAGCUCUCUUCUUCUCAGGAGAACUGGGAAAUGUCCAACCAAGUAGGACCAACCCAUUCCACAUUGUCACUUGGAACAUACCACAUCUCGGGGAACAUCCCACGCCUAUACCAAAUCCAAGAAGGCCUUUGCACAUGGUCGUGGAACGCCCUCCUCCAAGACAAUGAGGGAUACAAAACCUUCCUAUACCCCAGGAUGGUACCAACGAGGAGGAACCGCCAAUCUAUUGAAGAAAUGAAGAAAGAAGGGGUCGAGGAAGCUAGGCAACCCUCCAAUGUGGAACAACCGUUGGCAGGGGUAUUCAACACCGGUCUGGAACACCUCCUAUUAGUGCUCAACUUUGUGCAGAUGAGGGACAGAAUAGCUAAAAUGAUCUUGGAAAUUAUGACAAUGUGGACCCCUGUUAUCGACCCGACAAGGAAGGCAAUGGCUAUCAAGGACCUUUUGAUUACUACUAAACACCAACAGGGCAAGAAAGAGGGUAAGGAAGUUGAGGAACUCCUUGACCCAGGGUCCAAAAUAACUUAA